Macrobrachium nipponense is the source of this 3911-nucleotide messenger RNA. RefSeq lists its product as uncharacterized. NCBI's taxonomy places the organism in Eukaryota, Metazoa, Arthropoda, Malacostraca, Decapoda, Palaemonidae. Gene Ontology annotation, molecular function: chitin binding. Gene Ontology annotation, cellular component: extracellular region. Bases 86 to 1153 code for a protein of 355 amino acids. The record is from RefSeq and is a predicted model, not a curated record. The transcript has 6 exons.
CACCAGUUCGAUUCUAGACCCAGUGCGUGAGAGCCACAGGUACUUAGUGACACCGAGAGUAGAAGAUAUCCUUAGUCCCAUCACAAUGAAGCCUUCUUACGUGGCAAUACUUUUAGCGCUGCUCGCAUGUACGGUUGACGGAACUCUCCUGGACGGUUUGGAACAUCACGGCCACCACGGAGACCAUCAUGGAGAUCACCACGGAGAUCAUGCCCAUGGGGAGCAGGCGCACGGGGACCACGGUCAUGGAGAGCACAGCGACGGAGACCACGCCCAUGGAGACCACGCCCACGGAGACCACGCCCAUGGAGACCACGUUCACGAAGAACACGCCCAUGGAGAUGAGCACAGUCAUCAUCACGACAACGCUAUUCCGAAUCAGGAUAACUUUGCUGCUGCCUUGGAAUCCGAACUGGGUGGAGGAUUCCUCAACAGCCUCCCAACUACCCUUGCCCCUGCUCGUGCUGACGCCCCUGCUGAGACAUUCGUAGCCCCAGGUCCAGUAGCCCCUGUCGAAACCUUCUCAGCCCCUGCAGCCCCAACCACGACGGAAUUCAUCGAGAACUUCGUGACGCCGACUCCAGCUGCUGUUGAAACAUUUGCCGUAACUGCUGAAGAGGAACAGCAGCAGCAGGUGCAGCAACAGCAGGUGCAGCAACAGCAGUGGCAGCAGCAGCAGCAGCAGCAGCAACAGCAGCAGCAGCAACAACAGCAGCAGCAACAACAGCAGCAACAACAACAGCAGCAGCCACUACAACGGCUGCAACAGACAUCCCAAGAGCAGUCCAUUCAGUUCGCAGAAAAAGAACAGACCACCGAACGCCCAUCCUCUGGCGAUGCAAAGCAGUUGGCAAAUGUUGGUUCAGGUGGAAGAGGCACUGGUGAAUACCCUGAAUACGCAGCUGUGCCCAGGACCUCGUUCUCUUGUGGUGCCCAAGCUACAGGGGGUUACUUCGCUGAUCCCGAGGCAGAGUGCCAGGUCUUCCACAUCUGCCUGAACGGGCAGAACAUGGGCUCGUUCCUGUGCCCCAACGGAACGCUCUUCCAUCAGCAGUACUUCGUGUGUGACUGGUGGUUCAACGUGGACUGCGGAGUAGCGGAGCAGAGCUACGACCUCAAUGCCAGAAUCGGCGUUGUACCGGAGUCCCAAUAAAAACAAAAUGUGUACAGGUGAUGCCGAAAUGACGCAUAUCGUUCAUCAAGAAAAUGUGGAGGCUCUAAGAUGUUCCUCCGCGUGUUCCUUCUCCUCCUCAGCCACCGAAAUGAUGCAAUAUUGUCCUGCUGAGGUGUAACGUUGUCUCUCAAGGCUUUCGACACUCAUCCUGUUUUUCGUGAAUGCCUCUUUUUGGAUACCGGCUUUCCAUACUCAUCCUGUUUUUCGUGAAUGCCUCUUUUUGGAUACCGGCUUUCCAUACUCAUCCUGUUUUUCGUGAAUGCCUCUUUCGGGAUAUCAUCCUUCCUCAAUUAUUCCCAAAGAAGAAUAACUAAAAGACUACAAUCGUAAGCCCAGAGUGAGAGGUUGGGUUACUCCUCAGCAGCUCCGAGUUCCCUCCAACUACGGAGAAGGAGGAGUGAUGGAGCGGAUUCUCCCUCCCAUUAUGGCCUCCUCUCCAUCCCUGAUUCUCAUCGCUUUGACUUGACAAAGCGGCAAAAUGUAAUACACGUUUAUUUUUGUAUUUGCUUCAACUACUCAGGCUGCUUGACUUGAAACUGAACGUUCUCAGUUUUGCAAAGUGUGAAAAAUACGGCCUUGGCUAAUUACUUGGGAAUUACUUUUGCCUAUCUUUUUUUUUAGUUCUGCUCUAAACUUUUGAAUAACGUGACUCUAAUCUUUAAUUUUAAUACACUCUCAAGUCAGGCAGUCAGGAAACUGCGAAUUAUUUACUCGAUCAUUUAUUUAAGAAUAACCACACAAAGGUUAUGCAUCUGCAAGGAGAAUUACGUAAAGCCAUAGUAAAGUCAGAAAUGGCAAAGGAAAUAUUUCGAUUACUUACGAAAUAAGUGACUAUGUGAAUAAUCAUAUUUCCUCGAGAAUAAUUUCACUCCCAUUAGCAAAGAAAGUUAUGAUCACGGAUAAACUUACAUAAGUCUAUUUAUCAAAAAAGUAACAUGAAUAAGUAUUUCGAAUUUAUAUUUUUUUCUACGGUAAUCAACAUGUAUGCCAUUUACCUCCGAAAAGUAGCAACCUCUUGUUGAGAAUAUUAGUAUUUUCGAAUUCAUUUCUCACUUGCAGAUGAAUGACCUUGUAAAAAAAAUAAUGAACUAUGUGAAUAUCGAAACUCCCGAGUUGAUCCGUCAGGAACGGUUCAAUAGAAGCCUUCAAAUAUUUAUAAAACAGUAUAUGCAUCUAUGAUCUAGAAUGAGUGAAUAUUACCAGUGGAUAAUAUUUGUGUAAGUAAUGUUAUUGAUGAGAUAGGUUCCAUUGUUCACCAGUGUUUUUAAAAUGGUUUCCAGUGUAUUUAUUUUUCGCUAUGGCUAAAUUUAUGUCCCUCUGAAAUGUUAAGAACGAAUGUUCCUUUUCGAUUCUGUGUGUGUGUGUGUGUGUGUGUUGUGUGUGUGAAUGACAAAGCUUUAGUUACUUAUUUGACGUCACUGACUAUGCAAAAUAUGUCACAUUCAAAUUAAUGCAUCCAUCAUUAAAACUGCAAAAUUUUCCUGAUGAUUUGGCGUUAUAACUUUCAUUUGACUAAGGUUGGGAAGGAUCCUGUGAACAGGUUUUGGAAAGUGCGUGCAAGCAUAUUUCCAAAGAAAUAUCAUGACGCUUGAAAACUUGAUGGAUGUUUACUACUUGACGAUCAGAAAAAAAAUAAAAAUGAAAGAGGAUGAUUCAGUAUCUAGGUGGUGAAUAUAAUAGCCUUGUCAUGUCAUGUAACUUCCAGCUAUCAAAGAAAAAUCUCAACUUUAGAAAACCCGAGAAAGAGAGAGAGAGAGAGAGAAUGUACUGAGUAAUUAGGUGCUGUAAUCCGGUAGGUAGAUUUUGUGCCAUAAAUCCAGUGGGGCGAGAGAGAGGACUAUAAACCCCCAAUAAUCUGAACCCAGUGUAAACACUUCAGAAGAGGCUGCGGUCGCAGCUGUCUGAGGAAUUUCCCUAUUGUUCGGUUUAUGACCCACACACACACACCACAUCUCACCAGUAACUCACAAUUAAGACUCAUUUGCAUUUCUACCUUCAUAAUUGUAUUUCUGCUUCAACAAACUAUUAUAAAUGUACAAUAUAGGUACUAUGUGUACAUACACUUAGGUAGCUUAUAACAUACAUUCAUACAUGCAUGCUUACACGUUUAGUGUUAUUGAAAAGCAUAUAAAACAAGAUGAAACAUCGUGAACUUACAUAGCAACUAUGUUAAUGAAGUCUUAAUAUAUAUGCAUACAUACAGAAAUACAUACAUACAUACAUAUUUUAGAAAAACAUUUGUAAAUUUACAUAACUAUUGACUGUAAUUUUAACAUUUUUUUCCACAUAUAUCGAAUUUCUCUCGAAAAAACAAACGUUUACCCUUAAGCCUAGUGUUCAGAUCUAGUCACAACUGUCAAAAACUAUUUCCCGUUUUCCGUAACCUCACGAACAUUCUCUCCAUGACAAGACUAAUCCUUCUUCACCUUUCGACAUCAUUUUCCUUUUCUUCUGCUUCCCAACUUUCUAAACCUUUGCCUCGCAUCAAUACAAACGCACCAACAUCCGGGAGACUACAUACCGACAAUUUGGAUUCCUUUCAUAGCAAGAUCGUACGAUCAGAAUGGAAGAAAGGAUGAAUAACAGGUCUGAAGGGCGAAGUGACUGGGAGUCCUCUGACUUGUUCUAUUUGUAUAUCAAGCAGGUGUGCAUUGUUACUGAAUUUUCUUUUCUAGUGUGUUCGUCAAAUGCAGCGUUCGCAUAUUUUAUUCUGGUAAUAAAGUAUGGGAUGAUUUUU